Messenger RNA from Cokeromyces recurvatus, 162 nucleotides. RefSeq lists its product as uncharacterized. The annotation marks the transcript as partial. Lineage: Eukaryota; Fungi; Mucoromycota; Mucoromycetes; Mucorales; Mucoraceae. The transcript has a single exon. The record is from RefSeq and is a predicted model, not a curated record.
AUGCAAGAUCUGAUUCAUAGAUUACGAACGAAUAUGAAGCCAGUAAGAUUAGUUGUGAUUGAUUACGCUGGUCUCUCCACGGAUUUCGAGGAUAUUCAUCUGUUUGUUAGCAAGUACAAGCAGAUCGUAGAGCUUGUUAUAGAUGUUGGAUACACGUUUGAU